AAAUAAUUUGAGGUAUGGCAGCGACAGCAGCUAAAAUGCCCGACCAGGGAGGGACGUACACGUUCCAGUCCAAACCCCACGAGGGACCCCCUGCCAUGAAAUUCAGAGAUCCUUAUCAAACUACAAAUGGACCAGCAUUGUACGGCAACAUCAUGUACGAUAGGAGAAUUGUCAGAGGAAACACUUACGCUCAACAUAUCCUACCCGCUACGGUACAGCCGGACCCAAUUGAGGUUCAGAGACAAGCAGAAGCUAGGAGACGUAUUCUCGCUAGGAAGAGGGCAACUGAUCAGCUGAGACCAAGAUCUGCCGAACCAGUUGAGGGAAGGAAACACAUCGACGUCCAGACUGAACUCUACCUGGAAGAAAUAAAAGAUCGAGUUGAGGAAGCCGAUGUUGAAUGUCAGACAGAUGCUUUCCUGGAUAGACCGCCCACCCCAUUGUUCGUACCAGCUAAAACUGGAGUUGAUAACGUCACUCAGAUUCUUGACGGAGAGUUGUUUGAUUUCGAUAUUGAAGUGAAGCCGAUUCUAGAAGUUCUGGUUGGAAAGACCAUUGAACAAGCCCUGAUGGAAGUCAUGGAGGAAGAGGAGCUGGCUAACCUGAGAGCUCAACAGAGGCAAUUCGAAGAAUUACGACAUGCUGAAUUGGUGGAGACACAACGUCUGGAGGAACAAGAACGCAGACACUGCGAGGAAAAACAGAGGCGUAUGGCACAACAACGGGAGGUUCUUUCCAUUGAGGCAGAAACUGCCAGAAAGAUUGCAGCCCGAGCAUUCGCUCAGAACUAUCUGUCAGAUCUUGUGCCCUCCGUGUUUGGUGCUCUCAGUGAAAAUGGGUACUUCUACGAUCCAGUUGCCAAGGAUGUUGAAGGCAACUUUGUGCCUUGGUUGUUGAGCCGAGUGAAGGAGAAUAUGGGACAUGUUCUUCUUUCAAGAGUUAUGGUUGAUGAGCUGAUCAGAGCUGUGUGUGAUAAGAGAAUACCCCAGGCAUGAUCAGGCAAGUCAGCAACGAUUAGAGGCCAGAGCACGGUCUCGGGCCAACGAGGAACCAGCCCCGGCCCCCGUAGCACCGGCCCCUAAAGAUUCAGCCGACUCAGCAGUUUCGGUACUUCCAGCCCCCUCUUCAGCAUCGCCCGUAGAUCCCCUUGGUCCUACGAUACCAAACAUCGAGACAACGGCUGCAACAGACUUUCAAUCAACCGAUAUUCCACCUAUUAUCGAGUCAUCUGACACCCAGCAAUAGAUUGUAACUUAUUUGUAUUUAUUUGGACAUUUCAUAUGGAUUAUGAAAAUCUUGUGCCAGGCAUGCCAUUUAUUCAAGUUUGUUAAAAGAAAAUAUAUUUUGAAGCGAUUGAACCGAAAAAAUUCAAAUUUAAAAUGUGUUAAAGAAUGGUAUAAUAGUAAUUUUAUCUGUUAUUGAUACUUAUUACCUGGCCUAAAAUAUUGUUCAUCACGUCUUUCUUGAAACUUUUCGUCAACGAUCCACUAUGUAAUGGGAAAAUUGUUUGAUCGAUUUUUGUGCUAAUGUGUGAUAAAAUAAAGGAUUUUAUAACUGCAAACUUUGAAAGUGUUUAUCGAAUGUACAUAAUACCAUCUUUCAGUUUUGCUAAUUUUAA
Messenger RNA from Bolinopsis microptera, 1618 nucleotides. RefSeq names its product radial spoke head protein 3 homolog. The coding region runs from base 15 to 995 and encodes 326 amino acids. The transcript is spliced from 8 exons. Gene Ontology annotation, cellular component: cilium. The record is from RefSeq and is a predicted model, not a curated record. Lineage: Eukaryota; Metazoa; Ctenophora; Tentaculata; Lobata; Bolinopsidae.